Tauraco erythrolophus (red-crested turaco) is the source of this 1113-nucleotide messenger RNA. The record is from RefSeq and is a predicted model, not a curated record. NCBI's taxonomy places the organism in Eukaryota, Metazoa, Chordata, Aves, Musophagiformes, Musophagidae.
AAUCUCUUGUAUUAAAUUUUGUGUGUAAAACGUUAGAUUACAUCAGUUUUGCUUUGUGACAGGAUUUACUAGGGCAAUGCUGUAUUGUUUGACUGUGGUACGUGCUGCUGCAGUUCACCAGCUGAUACCUCUUUGUCUACAGAUUCUUUCGGUGAGGAUUGAUGAUUUGGAGCAGCUGCCAGAGACUACUACUAUUGAUGCCUCCUCAAUUGGGAUUGUUCAGCCGGAAUUAGCCUUGGAACAGGGAGAACUACCAGAAGGGAAACAGCAUCUGAAAACUCCUAAACGUGGCCUGAAACGAAAACAAAAGUCAGGUGAGGAGGAGGAAGCUCAAGUGCCUGAGGACCCUGCCUUCAAUGAAUACACAGAGAAGGAAGGUGAAUUCACAGGGAAUGUUGGAGAUGAGACUAAUUCAGCUGUCCAGAGCAUCCAGCAGGUGGUGGUGACCCUUGGGGACCCAAAUGUCACAGCCCCUUCCAGUUCUGUCGGGCUGACCAAUAUCACUGUUACCCCCAUUACGACGGCAGCUGGAACCCAGUUCACAAACCUCCAGCCAGUGGCUGUGGGCCACCUGACUGUACCUGAACGCCAGUUACAGCUGGACAACUCCAUUCUCACCGUGACAUUUGACACUGUCAGUGGUUCCGCCAUGCUGCACAACCGCCAAAACGACAUUCAGAUCCAGCCGCAGCCAGAGGCAGCCAAUCCUCAGUCUGUGGCCCAUUUUAUAAACCUGACCACCUUGGUGAACUCCAUUGCCUCUCUAGGGAACCCGAUCACAGAACAGCAUCCUCUGACAUGGAGGUCAGUGCCUCAGACUGAUGUCUUGCCACCCCAGGCACAGCCAACACAACAGCAGUCAGGACAGCAACAGGUUCAAACAGAGCAACAACAACAGAUGUAUAGCUACUAAUUUAUACUUUGAAAAGUUUUGAAGUGGACAGUACUUAGAGACAAAAACACACAGACAUUUGGAAAAUUUCUAAUAGGAUUGUUUGCUGGAUACCAAACAGAGCUGGGAAAAUGUUUAUACAAUGAAAUGUAAGCUAAAAUUGGCAUAGCACCCUGCAACGCCCUAAUCUUGAGAUUUUCACACUGUCUCUAGACCUUGCA